Aphis gossypii (cotton aphid) is the source of this 1404-nucleotide messenger RNA. RefSeq names its product 52 kDa repressor of the inhibitor of the protein kinase-like. The transcript is spliced from 3 exons. NCBI's taxonomy places the organism in Eukaryota, Metazoa, Arthropoda, Insecta, Hemiptera, Aphididae. The record is from RefSeq and is a predicted model, not a curated record. The coding region runs from base 1 to 1404 and encodes 467 amino acids.
AUGAGAAAAAAUUCAAUUUUACAUAAUUUAUGGGUGCCUGAUGUAAAUUAUAAAUUUCCAGCUCAAGAUAAUGGCAAGUUUAAACGUACUUUUCAGUUGAAAUGGCUUAAUGCAUUUAAUUGGUUGGCUUAUUCAAAACUGAAAGAAGGGGCCUUUUGUAUGUAUUGUGUACUUUUCUUGCAUCAAACAAAUGUUGGUAAAGGUUCUCACGUAGAACUAGGAAAACUUGUAACCAAACCUCUUAUUAAAUUAAAAGAUGCAUUAGAAUCUUUAAAAAAUCAUGCCAACUUCAAUUUCCAUAAAACUGCAAUGUUAAAUGCCGAUAAUGUAAUUAAAAUACAUAACAAGGAACAGGAUAAUGUAUAUGUGCAAUUAAAUACUAAGGAAAAGCAAGACAUUUUAAAAAAUCGUUCAUCUUUGAAACCUAUUAUUCAGACUAUUCGAUUGUGCGGAAGGCAACAGAUUGCAUUAAGAGGGCAUGCAGACUCUGGACGAAUUGAAAUUAAUGAACCUACUGAGAAUGAUGGAAAUUUUCGUUGUCUCCUAAGAUUUAGAGCCAAUAAUGGUGAUAUAGUUUUAAAAGAGCAUCUAGAAAUGAGUGAUUUGAAUGCUAUGUAUACAAGUCCUCAAAUCCAAAAUGAAAUAAUUACUAUUUUUGGAGAACUAAUUCAAUCUGAAAUAGUUAAACAAAUAUCAAAAUCCAGUUUUUUUUCUGUUCUUGCCGACGAGACAACUGAUAUUAGUCAAAUUGAACAAUUUUCAGUAUGCAUAAGAUACCUAGAUGAAGAAUCAAUGAUAGUUCGGGAAAACUUUUUAGCAUUUAUUCCUGUUCAGGAUGUAACAGGAGAAGGUUUAGCUAACACUUUACUAGAAACAUUGAAAAAUCUUGGUUUAAAUUUAGAAAAAAUGCGUGGUCAAGGCUAUGAUGGGGCGGUGACCAUGUCGGGUGCUUUUAAUGGUGUACAGGCAAUUGUGAGAAAAAAAUAUCCUCAAGCGUUAUACACUCAUUGCAUAUCACAUUCUUUGAAUCUUUGUUUGUCUGAUGCUUCUAAGGCUCAAGAUAUUCGAAAUGCUUUUGGAACUGUAUCAGAAUGUUGUGCAUUUUUUCACUACUCCGCAAAAAGAACCCACAUUUUAAAAGAAAAAGUUUUAGAAAUUAAUCCAAAAACUCAGGCACAUAAACUUAAAUCACUGUGCGAAACUAGAUGGGUUUUGCGUCACGAGGCUAUAAUGAUUUUUAAAGCAUUUUUGCAGCCAAUAGUUCCUGCUUUAGAGCAAAUUGAAAAUGGUUCAAAAAAUAAGGAAUCAAUAAAACGAGCACACAUGUAUCCAAAGUCUCCAAGAAAUUUCAAGAUAUUAGAGAAAAUUCAAAUGUCGAGUUUCAUGAAAUUUAUGAGGGAGUAA